Hydractinia symbiolongicarpus is the source of this 7319-nucleotide messenger RNA. RefSeq lists its product as uncharacterized. Bases 555 to 6935 code for a protein of 2126 amino acids. Lineage: Eukaryota; Metazoa; Cnidaria; Hydrozoa; Anthoathecata; Hydractiniidae. The transcript has 18 exons. The record is from RefSeq and is a predicted model, not a curated record.
UUAGGUCUGGCAGUUAAUUUCGCGAGUGAAUGAGCAUAUUUAUGUUUAAAAUCCUACAUCGUUGCCUUGCAUUGAGAAAGAGUCGCAUAUGCUAUUGAAUCACUGUUGAAAAAUAGUACUUGAAAUAGAUAAUCUAUAGUUAAUCUAUUUUUAAUUGCAGUUAUUUUUACAUUUUACAUUUUCGUUACUUUGCUUAUAUAUAAUUACAUUGUAAUAGAAAACAGAUAUCAUGGAACUUUAAAUAUUUGAUUUCAUUCCAUAUUGCCCAGGUUUGUGUAAACAACUGAUGCAAAUCUUUAUAUUUAGAGCUUUAUCAACAAACGUUGAAGUGUUUUUAAAACAUACUGAAAACACUUGCUAAUGCCGAAUUUACACGGUUCAUUAAUUCUCAAUUGCAGUAACAAUACAGCUAAUGAGCCACAUUGUAAAAAAUAAAAAUAUGGUUGCAGGGAUAUAUUGGUACAAUUGAAUCAAAGAUGGAAAUUUCCGGAAAAAAAUUAAUGAAACUUUUAAGAGAGUAACUAAGAGGUAUGUUAUGUAGGCAAUGUUAGAAAAUGAAGAUAUUGUUACUGCCUAUAGUGUUGUUGUUUAUAACAAACACUGCAUGUUGGAAUUUAAAUGAUAUAUAUAAACAGUUAGUUGAUGGAAUUAAAAAUGACAAAACUGAUAACCGGAACUACGAAAAACGAACAGAAACAAAUCCCCAUUCUACCGAAUGGAAGCAAAGGUCGUCGUCACCAGAAAACGUCGAGGUUCAAUCCUAUGACGUAGAAACGAAACCAAUCAAAAAGAAUGUUCCAUCCAAACCCGAAGAAAAAGACAUCGUUAUGGCCUCCUUUAGACCAACGGAAGCGAUAUCAAAUUUUCAACAUGGUGAUUCUAUUAUGGCUUUUAAUAAAAAAUAUGGUGGAAAAAAACAACAGGUGUCGGCCUGGUCCGAGUGGUCUCAAAAAGCUGCUGACCCAGCAGCAUUUGCGCCUAUAAAACCCGAAAUUCAUAACCAAGCAAGCAAAAAAACAGAGGAGGCUAAGGUUAAACCAAUUCAGAAGGUUCAAGCAGUACCCUCUUCUCCCAACGUUCACAACAAUGACACUAUUAUAAACGAUACGUCAGCACAAGUAAAAGCUGGUGAGACUUCAACCGCAUCAGAAAAUUCUACCAUGCAUUCCUCGCAAAACACGAAACUAAGCGACACUCUUCAAGUAGCCAAUGUAAAGGAUCCUGCACGAAAACCAACCCAGGGUGUUGAAAAACUAAUGCAUAGAUCAGACACCUCCAGGGAACCAGUUUAUAAUAAUAACGCUGACAAAGAUUUGAAGUAUCCAAGUCCAUCAUUUGAGCUUGGUUCGCAUUAUUCUGCGUUGUCCUCACCAUCUUAUGCCUCCUUAAAACAUGACGAACCUGCUCCUACUGCGCCAGUUUUAGUUGCAACUAAGAAGACAACUAAAGUAGAAAAGCCGACAGAUGUUGGUAUUGAAAACACUAAACUACUAACUGAAAAUACACCAACCAAAGGUUUUGCUCAAGCAAGCGAAGUUAAAAAUGCAACAGGAGUUGAGAUGAAGGCAGAAGAGAAUCAGGAAACGGCAUCUAUGUCGAAAGUAGAUGAAAACAAAGAAAAAACGAAAACGUUUGAAAGUAAAGAUAGUAAUCUAAAACCGGAAGAGAACAAAGAUGGAAGUGUAUCACCUACUAGUACGCCUACUCAACAGGAGAAUCUCAAGACACAACAGACAGCUCCACAACAGCAGCAAGUAUUGCAAGAUCUUGCAGAUUUGCCUAAUAUUCGUGGUAUCAUGUCAUCGAAUUUCAUUGAACAACCCUUUAAAUUAGGUGAAUGUAAAAUUGAUGCCAAGUCUGGCGUAUGUGGAGUGAAAUUGAUUGUCGAUAAGAAUACGUGCGAUGGUAAAGUUUCAUUUACCGCGCUGAUGGCUCGCAUUUUACCGAACGUUGAUUUAGCAGAACCAUCAAACGAGCUUAUUGUUCAUGGUAAAUAUGAUGUCAACGACUUUACAAUUGAUCGCUGUAAAGGGCACAUAUCUUUUAAUCUAACAUGUAGAGAGCUUUUAGAUGUUAUACCAAAUAAAUUAAGACUUUCGAAAGCCAGAAUGCAUUUAAACUUUAGCUACGAGCAAACACCAAAAGCCAUUGGUAAUUUUGACAUGAAGAUUGCUGGAGCGUUAGAUCUAAGCAUGAGAAACCGACGCUUAAACGCAAUUGUGGAGAAACCAAUGGCAUCGACACUUUUUAAAAUUGAAAUGAGCACAACAGAUUUGGAAUUGCCUGAGUUUACACGGUUGUUUACUGAAGAAGAAAUUGCUCAACAGGAUCUCCCACCAGAUUUAGCAACACUUGUGACUUCUUCUCUAAGAAAUCCGAGAAUAACAGGCUUAUACGAUGAAAGUGGUGCUUUUGAAUUUCUCGCUGUUGCCAAAAGCCCUGCGUCUAUAUUUCCAUCACAACCUAUGGUUUAUGUCAUCAUACAAAAGCCACGGCUAGGGAAAGUAGUUUCUGGUUUAAUAGCAAGUUUCGACAGCGCUUUGUAUCAGUCAUUUUUAUCGAGUAUACUGAAUCAAGAUUUGUCUAAAAUACCACUGUUCAAUGACGUCAGAACAGACAUGGCGAUUGGUAUUUCACCGGAUGGAUUAUUUGUGGUCAAAGAUGAUAAUUUUAAUAAAGAAGUGGGUUCCUUAUUUAACACUGGAAAGACAAUUAAAAAGGGACUAACCGUUAAGGCUCGACUACCAAUAAAAAAAUUAAUAGGUGAACAGAACAGUCAGAAUCUUCCAGAGACCAUAUUAAUUAACGUUGAAGUUAAAGGCAACAGGAUGCAUAUUGAGUUUCCAGAUGAUUUUCAAGUGCCCUUAUCUCGAGUUGCUGAAUUAUUUGCACAACGUGGGCAGGAUCUGAACAUACCAAAACAAACGAAUAUUGAUGAUACACAGCUACUCAUAAAAACUUAUGAAAUUGACAAUAUUGAUAAGAAGUCGUUAACUGUACAUUUCACGUCAAAUACACCUAUGAAAAUCGGUUCUUUAAUGAUAUUGAACAAUGUUGAAGCUAACUUGAAACGUGAUGAGCUCUCUAAAUGGACGUUUGUUGCCUCCGGGGAUUAUAAACUUGGGGCAACUUCUGUUUCUGUGUCACUCACAGGUCAAAAUACUGGAUUUUUAAUUACAAGCAAUCCUAGUUCUAUAAGGUCAGGGUUGUUAGUAGAUCUGUUGGACCAAAAAAGAGCUGUUAUUAAACCUGAGAUGACUAAAUACCAUAUGGAUGAUUUUGUUAUUGAAAAUUUUAAAGUUGCUGGAUCAUUGACGAAUAAAAAUAUUAUUAGAUUCUCAGGAAAACCAACAGUGUUUGGUGUUGAGGAUGCAAAAAUAGAAUUCAUUGCGACAGAAGAAGCCAACAAAGAAGACGCUUUAGCAAUGGGUACCUUGUUUAGAAACGUCGAUCUAGAUUCUGUGUUCGGCAGAAUGCUUGAUCGAAAGAUGCAAAGGUCCAGUUGGGCAACCGGCGUCAAUAUAGGUCUUAUUCUUAGCAACUCGAAGACACCAGGCGAACUUCAAUUUGAGACUGAAGGUCUAAUUAGAACAAAAAUCAUGCCAGGUGCUCACCUUCGUGUUUUACUGAUGCGUCCUGAAGCCACUCUAUGUAAGGGAGAUUCACUGUGUCGGGUUUUAUCAUCAGAAAUGCCACAUGGCAGCGCGUUCCAUUUAGCGGGAGCAAUGUCGAAUGGUGUCCUAAGAUUAAGUGCACCAAUUAACGAUGCAAUUACAUUGUCAAAGUCGCUCCAACUGCAUGGGUCGUCAUUACAAGUUCAUGUGGUGGAUAGUGUAAAUAUUUAUGUUUUGGCUUCUCUUAAUUUACGAGGAGUGGCUAUUCCAUUUACAGGUGAUAUGCGUGUUGACAAUACUGGUCAGUUACAACUUAACAUGGCCUCUAAAGACAACUGGGAGCAACCUUUUGGACUAAAAAAUAUCCAAUUUAGUAAUAGCAAUCUAUCGGCUACGUUUGAACCAGGUUUACCCGUUCCAACAUUUGAUUUGAAAUCAAAAAUAAUUUUUGGAAAGGAUCCUUCCGACGCAGUUAAAAGUGUCGAGGCUAUUGCAAAUGUAAAGCUGAAUAGUCAAGAUCCUUCCAAAAACUCAUUUACAGCAAACCUCAGAGAUGUCUCAUUUGAAAAACUUGCCUCAGCAUGUGGAACGAAAAAGCCUCUUCUGCGUUUUCAACAAGAAGCAGCGUUUACAGAAGAUGCUCUUUUAACUUAUGACCAGAACAACAAAGAAGAACACGUGGAAGGAGGCGAAAACAACAUGACUGAUUAUGAUUACAAAGGAGAGCUCAAAGUAACAGGACGUAUGCACAUUCUUGGUCAAAAUGCAGAAUACACCAUCAAGUUCUUACAUCAGGAAAGUCAACUUUUGACCGAAGUUUGGUUACCAGAUAUAGGUGUUAACCAGGGCAUGCUGACUAUACGUGCGGGUUUGAAGCAACAAAAACCAGACAGUGAAAUACAAACUAUUAAUGGACCCACAUUGCUUAUUCGUAUGGAUCCUUUUACUAAUUCUGCUGUUAUUGUUGGAAAAGUAUCCACCCUUGGGUUUUCACGUAUCAGUGCAAUUAAGGUUGAAGAUAAUGGUUUUUCAGCUAAGAUAUUUGGUAGUUUACCAGGAAAUGUCAAUUCUGAUAUUUCAUUACGAUCGGAUUAUACAGAAAACAUACAAAACGCUAAUUUUCAGGCUUCAUCAUGUCUACCAAUUCAGCAACCUAUUAAGAGCGAACUAUACAAGCUCUUGCAAGAUACAGCAACAAAAACAAAAAAGACAUUGAUUUCAGCUGAAGAACGUGUGACCACAACUGAAAAAAUUUACGAAACCACAAAAGCUAUGAUAGAUAAAAACAAAAAGAGAUCAGCAGACUACACCACAGAUAUUCGACAGAGAGCUGAGACAAUGACAAAAUUGAGAAAAGGAAUCAAGAAGCAUUGUGUAAAGGACUGUGGAAGUUCUUGCAUGGGAGUUCCAAGCUGGAAACGAAGUGGCAUCUCUUUAAAUGGUAGAAACGUUAUUGGCGCGCCAUCUUGGGAUUCAUGUAAACAAAAGAUUCCAGAUUUAAAUUGCAUUACAAGAUGUCUAGGUCGUAAGGUUAUUGAAAAUGUCAAAGCAAAUAACAAACAAAUUGAACUUCAGGGUCUUAUGAGUUCAUUAGCUGAUACAAAAAGAUCUUUACAAGAUGCACGUGCCCUGGUUGAGCGAGCAAGAAAACUCGUUGAUUCAACUCUAGACGGGCUUGAAAGAGUAAACAAGGAAAUCAAAGUUGGUGUUGACAUAUCAAAGUUUCUUAAUGAGGGAAAACCUGACGAAGCCAUCGUUAUUCGCCAGGCUUGUUUUAAGGAUAGUUUAAACAAUGCGGAAAGAUCUCUCGUCAAAUUCGAUGUCGAUCUUAACUUAACAAAUGAAACGAAGAAAUUCACAGUCGCAGCAGCUUUGGAUGGCAAUUUAGAAAAGAGUAUUGCAGAAGGAAUUGCUAACCAAUUAUAUCCGGGUUAUUUUGAAUUCAGUAAGAAGCUGGAACAAGUCAAGGUAUUGUUAAGCAGCUUGGAUGGAGAGAAAGCAGAAAUUGAAAAGGAGAUCGACAAAACAUCAGAUGGUUCAUUAACAACUAACCAAAAAAGUCAAAUUGUUUGGAACAGCGAGGAAGAUGAUUUCAGAAAGUUAGCAUACGGAGAACUACCUCGAUUUACUCUGAGUGAUGACGAAACCAUACAUGCAUUCGAGGAGAAAUCAAUAUGGCAGAUUGCACCACAAAAUAAUCCAUUAUUUGAUCAAGCACCUGGUGACAACCAAAUAGUUGCAAAUAAAAACGCAAGACCAAAAUCACUUGCUGAAGAGUUUGACAAAGAAACAGAUUGUGGCAAAAUCCGCAGCAGUGUCAACAGAUACAGUGACAUCAUUAAUCCAUUGUCGGAAUUCACGGAAAACUUCUUGCAAGAAAAAAUCAUGUUUUAUCGCCAAAAAAAUCGACGAUUAGCAGACUUGCGAAUGAUUGAUGAUCAAAUCAAGUCAGACUGUUUCCUUGAGAAUUGUACCAUGGAAGAUAUGGGAAAUGCAUUAUCAUAUCUUGCAAGAGCACGAGAGGGUACCUUAAAAUGGUCGAGUGUUAUUGAGAAUCAAAUUGAAGAACAGAACAAAGUGGCGCUGAACUACUUCUCGAAGCGAACAGCUGACAUUAUCGAAGCCGAUAAAGGAGUUUCUUUACGUCAGUACAUUGCAAAAGUUAAAGAAUUUGCUCAGAGAGCUAUCAAGAAAUCUGAUGUUGCUGAAAAAUCCGAAACAGAUGAGAAAAUCCAGAAAUUAGCCAGGGAGCUCCACAGCUUAUUACUUGGCGUAAAAAAUAGCGAAGAGUUAUCAAAAGCUGCACCAAAAAUAUUCAGCAUGAAGCGACAAAUUCAAAGUUUAAAGCGAAACAAAAUUCCUUGUUCUGAAAAGCAAAGAGUUCCUCAAAAGAAAAGCCCCACAGCGAAGUUAGACAAAAAGCUUCGCGCAGUAAAACUCGGGGAGAUUACAAAUACAACAACAACAACAACAACAACAACAACAAGUAAACCAACAAACAAAGAAAUAACAACAACGACAACAAAAAAAUCCACUCGAAGUAGAACAACAAAAGUUCAACCAACCGAACAAGAAAACCCAGUUUUAAAAGACACAGUAAUGAAAUACGACAAUGAAUUAAUAAACACGCACCUGAACAGGGAUGGUAGCGAAGAACAAGAAGAAGCAAGCAACAAUAGAUUUACUGAGAAUGAACUUUUGGAUCCACAACAAAAUGUUGCAAACCAGUACUUUAUAAACAAUAACGAAGAGCAACAAAAUGUGCAGAAUAACAACAUGUAUAACCCUUAUAACACAUAUUGGGAUAGGUAUGUUAAAUAGAUAUAAUUUUGCAUGACUUUAGUCUGAAGUGAGGACGGAAUUGUGUUAACCAUUGGUGUUUCAAAGAAACGAAUUGCUCAACAACUGCAAAAAGAUGUAUGACUAGUUCGAAGAAUAUAUAAAAAAUUAUAUUAAGCGAUUUAACAUCAUGAAAUCGUUAUAAGCUUUAUAAAGAGCACUUAUGUACCUGGAAUGCAACGUUUUAGCUGCAGAGAUAUACUGUAAGGAGACAGGAUCCAAUAUCCGAAUGAAUUCAAUUCGUAUGCAACAUGUUAAAGGACAAUAAAAAUCUAACUUUUUUAUACCAUUUUUUUUGAUUAUGCAAACAUUUUAUUUUCAAUAUGUUUUUGUUAGUGGUAAAAAAAUAAAACAUAUAUUGUAAGU